Molecule: messenger RNA, 1563 nt
Organism: Exserohilum turcica Et28A
Lineage: Eukaryota; Fungi; Ascomycota; Dothideomycetes; Pleosporales; Pleosporaceae
Exons: 9
Coding region: 1-1563 (520 amino acids)
Molecular function (GO): oxidoreductase activity, acting on paired donors, with incorporation or reduction of molecular oxygen; iron ion binding; heme binding
Source: RefSeq, a predicted model, not a curated record
AUGGGUGUCUUAACGUCUAUGGAUGUCGACUUCUCAGAGUUGCUUCUAUACGUCGUAGUGCCAAUCAUAUUCCUCUUUGCUGCAGCAUCCAGAUUAAACAAUGGCCAUACGAGAUCAGACAUCCCGCAUGCUCCACGCAUUCCGUACAAAUUACCCCUUGGACUGGAUAUGGCGUGGAAGCUCGUAAAACGAUUGCAUUCGAACACGUUUGUCGAGUACAUCUGCGAUGAAGUGCUCAAUACUCCCGGUCGCACAGUCGAGAUGAAUCUGCUAGGCGGUGACAUUUUUAUUACUGAUAGAGCGGAGAAUAUCAAAGCGAUCCAAGCCGAUCAGUUUGCCGACUUUGCCAAGGGACAGACGCCACACGAUGUUUUUAGUAGUAUCUUGGGGGACUCCGUCUUCACAACGGACGGGCCUUUGUGGAAGACGAGUAGAGAACAACUAGAGCCACAUGUCUCUCGUGUUCGUUCGGAUGACAUUCCUACAGCCGAGCGGCACAUGCAAAAGCUUUUACGACUGAUCAAAAACUCGCCUGAGAAUGUCGAUGUAUACGAUAUGAUCGAUAGGUUCCAACUCGACCUUGUAAGCGAAGUAUUCCUCGGAGAAUCCACGAAUUCGCUUUCUGCAAACGAACAACCAUUCCGCAAGGCCAUGGAAGAGCUUCUGACGUUCAACACGAAUCGUCUACUUUUCGGACGCCUUGCGAACCUGUUUCCCGACUGGCUUUUUGUUCCUGGAGCUUACCGUGAUCUGACGCGCUAUAUCGACGACCUCAUCGAAAAGACUUUGGCGCUGCCAAUCAAUAACCAAUCUGAUUCGAAGACGGAGAAGGAAUACAAUCUUGUGGAGGAUCUCGUGGCCACGCACCCGAACGACCGAUACUUUAUCAGAGGUCAGCUUAUAGCAGUAUUGAUGGCUUCCAAGGAUCCAGGUGCUAUCUUAGCCACAUGGACGAUAUAUCACUUGGCCCACGAACCAGCACUGUAUAAAAAACUCCAGCAAGAGAUUGAACAGCAAUUUACCACAAGCAUUGGCAUGCACACAAUUCCCACAGUAGGCCAGCUCAGGAAACUAGACCUCCUAGCCAAUACAGUGAAAGAGUCUAUGAGAAUGUACCAUCCCCUCGGUCUCAACAUUCGAGAGGCAAGGACAGAUGCUGUUCUGCCUGUUGGAGGCGGUCCAGAUGGAAAGGAUCAGAUAUCCGUCUCCAAAGGACAAAUUAUAGUCUACUCGGUCGCAGGUCUUCAGCGCAACAAAGCCACUGUAGGCCCAAAUGCUGAUGUUUGGGAUCCUUCACGAUGGGAAACCUGGUCGCCCAAGUACGGCGACUUUCUCCCCUUUAGUAUCGGGCCACGCCAGUGCCCUGGCAGAGUCUUUGGUCGUUUCCAAAUUCAGUAUAUCCUGGUUCGGAUUCUCCAAGAGUUUGAGAGAAUAGAGUGGUGUGGACUUGGUAGCAAAGGGGACAAUGGCACGGAUGAGAUGAAGAUCAAGGUUGAGCUUAACCUCAAGUGCGCAGAGCCGGUCAUUUGUAAAUUCAUUCCACGCUGCAAGAAUUCUGCUUAG